Messenger RNA from Rhipicephalus sanguineus (brown dog tick), 2765 nucleotides. Its product is annotated as snRNA-activating protein complex subunit 4. Lineage: Eukaryota; Metazoa; Arthropoda; Arachnida; Ixodida; Ixodidae. The record is from RefSeq and is a predicted model, not a curated record. The transcript is spliced from 12 exons. Bases 134 to 2662 code for a protein of 842 amino acids.
CCCAUUCAAGAGGAUGAGCCAGAUCAUUUGCGUGCUUGCGUAGCGCAGGUUGCGUUCAUGAAUCGUUCGUGAGGAUUGGCGCGGUGCUUGGUCGGCAAGUUGUGCCGGAACGUAAAUUGUACGCAAAAGCGCCAUGGAAAGCGGUAGUGCGUGGACGGUCACGAAUAAUCUGCCGGACGAGUUACGUCCUCUUGCCACAGCCGAGGACUUCGCGUCUGACGAUGACGACUCUGACGAGGAUCAAAACGACUACUUGGAAGAAGAAGGCGCCGCUUCGCCAGGCCGCCCUUCGGGCAAUGCCGAAGAGGAGUCGCUCAUUGGGUCGAGCCUUGCUGAGAUGCCAACUGACCUGGAAAACUGCUUGGCCCUCAAUCGUGCCUACCGAGCAUUGCUGGAGAGCGCCAUCGGCGAGUUGGCAGAAAGGCUAGAAGAGAACAGGCAGCUGCAGAAGGAACUUCCGGCACAGCUCUCCGAGCGUUCCCUACGACCCCCAAAGCCGCGGGUGCGCAAGAACUGGUACCACUCGCUGGUGUUCCACCACCCGUACUUCAGAGACAUCAACGGCAUGCGGGCACCCAUGAACGAAGAUGAAAAGGCCAAGCGAGCCAACAAGGAGAUGGACCCGUACCUGACACCAUCUAUGCAUUGGACCAGCGAGGAAAACCGCAUGCUGGUGAAUGCAGUGAAGAGCAACCUGCUUCAGCAGAGUCUCGAGUCUCUGAUGGACCGCAAGGAGGCCCUGGCCCAGAAGAUCCUGGAGACGGAGGACGCCGACCAGAUUGCCAGCAUCACUGCUCGCAUGGAGCAGCUGGACGAGCAGGUGGCCAAGACACGUGACCUGGGCCUGGAAGAGCUGCUUGAACAAUCCACGCGCCCCAUCGACUGGCUGCGCAUUGCGGCUGCGGACAUGCGAUCACACCGGACGGCAUUUGACUGCGAGAUGAGGUGGCGCCACCUGCUGGACGUGCGCCUGAACCAGAGCCCCUGGACACCCGCAGAGGAUGAACGCUUGAAAUCCUUGGCCGCUAAAUGGAACGAGCGCAACUGGGACCAGAUUGCCCAGGAGAUGAAAAGCGGACGCAGCGCGUUCCAGUGUGCACAACACUACGCGAGCCAUCUCGUGACGCGCCACAACAUGGGCACGUUUACGGAGGAGGAGAAUCACCGACUGCAGCAGCUCAUCUCCGUCUGUACCGAGGGCGACGACAUUUCCUGGGCGCAGGUGUCACACUUUAUGGGCAGCCGGUCUAAGAAACAGGUGAUGAACCGCUACAACCAGUCCCUGCAUCCCAGCAUGCAACGUGACCGCUGGACAGCGCAGGAAGAUAUCAUGCUGCUCGUUGCUGUCAAGCUCUACGGGGACAGUAGCUGGACAAAGGUGGCACAGGACAUGCCGUGGCGUACGGCUAAUGCAGCGCUGACGCGCUACCGGCGGUUGUGCGAGACCUUGCGCUCCAAGCAGAAAACAAUGGCCGACCUGGAGCGCUCCCUGCCGGCCCCCGUGGCUCCCGUUAAUGCGGCUCGAUGUGCCCGCUUGAAGGGCGUGGACAAGCAGCUGGACCUGUACCGGCGCACCAGCCGCCUGCUGAACACCCAGACCAUGAAGCGUGCCGCCCUGAUGCUGGUCAAGGGCCGGGACGAGAGCCUAGAUCGGGAGAUGUGCCUGAGGCUGUACCACAAGAUGUUGCGGCUUCUUCAGCGCAACCAUGCACCGAGAAAUUUGCAGAUGCAGGGCCGUUUGUUGAAUAAGGCUAUUUCCCAGUAUGCGCAGCCCCUGCAUCGACCAAUGGUGCCCAACCUGGCUGCCUACGAGCGCCAGGAGUGGCAUGCUGUGGCCAAUGUGCUGCACGACUUGCACGGCUUGCCUAGGCCACCUCCAAAUCCUGAUGUUGAGGAAGUGGGCACCGUACCCGUCUUUGAGGAGUUCUUCUCCAAGGAGGUGCUUGACGUGCCGGAGGGAUUCCAGUCUAACGAUAGCAGUCUUGUGCUACCUCUGCUGCCACCCAAUGAGGUAGGAGCUGGUAAAGACAGGCUUUCUGAUGACACAAAAUCUUCAUGCAAAUCACACGAGCAUAAGACAUGGUUACAGUUGGCUUGGCUCGACUGCUCAGCUAGAUCCCAGAAGACCACGGUACCUACCUUCGGGAAGCUCUCGGAUCGUUUUGUCAACGGAAACCUUACCGAAUCCUUGUCAGCCUUGCAAGACGACAACUCCUUUCCUGAACUCUCCGCAGCUCUCGAUGCCAACAGCAUCGAGGACAUUCGCUGCACCGAGUGCACCUCGCGAAGCCUCCUGGAGCUCUCGUCCAUCGCCGCGAGGGCUUCGCAGGAGUCCUGUUUUCGUUGCAGCGAGCUACGAGCAACGCGAAAGAAUUUCGAGGUUCUGCAGGCACGUUUCGUUUCGUACUUUUUCUGGCCUGCCCUCUUGGACACUGUGAAUGUUGCCGAGAUGGUGGAGCUCCCUUCAGGUACGUACGAGAAAGGCCCCAAGAAAUAUCGCAAGCGGAGCAGGAUCAAGAGACCAUGGGUGAAGGAGAUGUGGAAGGAGCGCAAGCGACUGGCUUCCGCGGCAGCUGUGGCUGGUGCUGCGGCAGAGGGCAUCGAUGCUCCGCAAGAGGACUGUGACGGGGGACCCUCUGGCACUUCAGCCAUGCUCGCUUGAGUGCAUGUGCUCUUUCAAGGACAAAAACAUUGCGGUUGUGUCAUAAGACUGUCACUCACUGAUUGAAUCUGAGUAAUAUCAUUUCAAGCACAGAAAUGUUGCC